Molecule: messenger RNA, 588 nt
Organism: Silurus meridionalis
Lineage: Eukaryota; Metazoa; Chordata; Actinopteri; Siluriformes; Siluridae
Product: C-C motif chemokine 4 homolog
Exons: 3
Coding region: 152-445 (97 amino acids)
Biological process (GO): cellular response to tumor necrosis factor; immune response; neutrophil chemotaxis
Cellular component (GO): extracellular region
Molecular function (GO): chemokine activity; CCR chemokine receptor binding
Source: RefSeq, a predicted model, not a curated record
CAUUUCUUCACCUACACCUACAAACUGCCCCUCACUCAAACCACAUUCUCCCACGCCUCUGUUCAUCUAAUACAAUCAGUGCUGAGCUGAUAUUCUCAUUAAUACCAGUCUAUUCGCAUCGUGAUCUUCGUCCUGAUCAUUCUCAGCAGUCAUGAUCUCCCAUGUUCUCCUGCUGGUUCUCGUCGGCCUCCAGUCCUUCACUACGGCCCAGAAUGCGAUCGGAUCGGAAGCAUGCUGUUUCACAUUUGCCAAGUUUCCAAUUCCUGUCAAAUUCAUUAAGGACUACCGUGAAACAAGGACCGACUGCACAUACCCUGGAGUGAUUUUAUUCUUCUACAAUGCUCGCAGGGUGUGCGCCAACCCCAGCUCGGACUGGGUGAAACAAACAAUGAAAAAAAUCGACCGCCGCCUGUCUGAAAACUCAACUCAUAACGUGACUGUGUAGUUUUUCGUCUGUUUGUUUGAUUCUAAAUAAUGCAACUUUCAAACUAUCUUUGCUUUGCACAAAAGAUAUUAAUAUACAUUCUCGGAUCGUAAACAUUUGCUCAAAUGCUUGAUUUCUGCAUUAAAUUACUUCUUUAAAAUUCA